Molecule: messenger RNA, 10629 nt
Organism: Melanotaenia boesemani (Boeseman's rainbowfish)
Lineage: Eukaryota; Metazoa; Chordata; Actinopteri; Atheriniformes; Melanotaeniidae
Gene: raver2
Product: ribonucleoprotein, PTB-binding 2
Exons: 16
Coding region: 130-2742 (870 amino acids)
Cellular component (GO): cytosol
Molecular function (GO): mRNA binding
Source: RefSeq, a predicted model, not a curated record
UAUUCGGAGUUUUCGUCUUUCGUCCACCAAACACGCGCUCGCACUCACCUCCCACCUGCGCGCGCGCACUCUCUCAUCUCUCUCUGUCACUCUCUCCCUCUCCUCACACUUUUCUCUCAGCUACCCAAGAUGGCGGCAGCCUCGUCCAUCCAGCCGCCGAGCGUUCACUCUUCUCUCGGUCGGGAUAGCGCACUUUCCCCGGAGAUGGACAGCCCCGAGAGCCGGCAGCCGGAGGAUGAGGAGGCGGCGGCAACGCAGCCCUCCGAGCCGGGGAUUUGCCUCCGCGACCUGCCGGACAUAGAGCCGGAGGAGAUCGAGCGGAGGCUGGCCAAAACUCGACAGGAGCUGAGCAACAGGAGGAAAAUCCUCAUUAAGAACCUGCCGCCUGACACCACCAACCAGGAAGUCCAUGAUAUUCUGAAAGAGUACGAACUGAAGUACUGCUUUGUGGACCGCAACAAAGGCACAGCCUUUGUGACUUUGCUGAACGGGGACCAGGCUCAGGAUGCCAUCCGCUCCCUCCACCACAGCACUGUCCGGGGACGCUUGAUCAACGUCGCCUUGCAGCCCACCGAUUCCCUGCUCUGCCUCACCAACCUGCCCUACACCUUCACCGCCCAGCAGUUUGAGGAGCUGGUGCGCUCGUACGGAAACAUUGAGCGCUCCUUCCUGGUCUACAGUGAGCUGACCGGCCACUCCAAAGGAUAUGGGUUUGUCGAAUACAUGAAGAAGGACUCUGCUUCACGGGCCCGCUCAGAGCUGCUAGGUCGACCACUGGGGGAUCGUUCACUGAUGGUGCAGUGGAUGGACGUCAACCAGCUGAGUCAAGAAGAGAACCUGCACUCAAAGUGCCUGUGUGUGGACCGACUACCACUGGACUUGUGCGACUCAGAAGAACUGAACCAGCUGUUCUCUGAAACCUAUAAACCUGUCUUCUGCCAGCUUGCUCAGGAUGAAGGUAGCCCAGUUCGAGGCUUCGGUGUGGUGGAAUAUGAGAGCGCAGAGCAGGCUGAGGCUGUGCUGACAGAGAUGGACCGAACACUGGUUGGAGGACAGGAAGUCCGUCUGUCGCUCUGCACCCCCGGUACCUCAGGGAGAAGCACUUUGGCUGCACUCAUUGCCGCCCAGGGUAUGAUUCUGAGCAGUAGGAAAGGUUUACUACCAGAACCAAGCCUGGCUCAGCUAUUGACCAGCAUGACCAACCCAGCCGCCCUGCAGAUCCUCAUGAGACCAUACCACGGUGGGAAAAGAGGAGGAAAAUAUGGGCGUCACACCAGCCUGCCGUUCCUCAGACCACCCCUCACUACAGCUCUGCUCACACUGGGAAAAGCCCACCAGCAGAAUGCCAUGGUCGGUAACGGACUUGUCCUCCAGAAUCUGCUGCACAUGCAGCUUGCACAGCAGCAGCUUCUCCACAUCAAAGACAAACGCAUCAGCAGUGUUUCCAGUCUGCUAGGAGACCCGUCCAGGUUGCUGAUGCAGAAAGCUUUAUCCCUGCGCCCUCCGGGUCUCGUCCCGCUGGGGAAAGGCCUUCUGGGAGACUCUCCUACAGAGUUGGGCCAGGAGACGAUGCCAGCUUCUUCCCACAGUGCCACAGUAGUGGUUUCUGCUGCAGGUGUGAUGCCCUACCUCCAGGGUCGAACUGGAGGAGCAGGAGACCAAAACAUCACAACCCCUUCUGCUCCCUCUUCAUCCAAUUCCUGCGACAGGCAGCCGGCACCCCCAGGGACAAUGGUGAGCUCCCAGCCCCAGGGACAGAGCUAUUCCUUGGGUAUGAGUAACUCCGGCCUUGGCCCACCUCCAACUAAACCCCCUGGAGGGGUGUAUACAUCAACAGGCCAGCACAACAGCUCAGAUGGCAGCAGCCUGACUAACAUGACAAACAGUGGUCAGAGUUCUUUGCUGGGAGAUCCUCCUAAGGAAGUGAGACUGCCCUCUAAUCCUUACCUAAACCUGGCCAGUGUAAUGCCAGGAGUUGUUCUGCAAGGGUCGGUAGGGAGCAAAGCCCAGGGAGGACAGCCUGGCUCUGGGCCCUUCGGCAACCCGGUCACACCUGUUGUGUCCCAGGGAUCCAGCUCCUUCUCCCACAAUGCGACAGCUACAGCUCCUGCCCCGUACACCUCCGAUACCUCCACUGACUACAGCCAAUACAACCAAGCCUACUCACAGGAGGCCAUGCAGCAGUGGUACCAGCAGUACCAAGCAGCACAAACACACACUUACAAUACUGCUGCUCCACAGGACAGCACAUCUGCAGACUACAGCAAGGAGCACACACAGGCUGCUGCAGCAACAUCUUAUGGGGAUUACAGUUCCUACAUGCAGGCUGUUACUCAGUACUACACUCAGCCUGCAACAACCAACCAGGCCUACGCCAGCAAGGAGGUAGAUGUGUGUAAGCCUCUGGGAGUUGCUCUGCAUGCGGUGAGUAACGGCGCAGCCCCGCCCCCGGCCGUCCUACCAGCCGCCGCCGUGCUGCCGGCCUACAGCACCAUUCCUUUAAUGCCCGGUUUCCUGGGGGCGCCACACCCAGCGGCAGCCACACCGAACCCUGUCACACAUGCACACACCGCUGCUACGGACUGGAACACCUACUAUUAUAACCAGACAAGGGGCAUCAAGAGGGAGUAUCCUCAGCUGGCUGUGCAGGAAGUGCCAUCAUCGGAGGGUACCUACAUCGGGCAGCACUCCCAGGGCCUCGGGGGGCAGUAUGCUGACUACUUUAAGAGGAAGAGGCUCUGAAUGAACCAAACCACCUUAAAGCCUACAAUUUAGGGAGGGAGGGACAAUCAGCUGGAUGUCACAGCUCCCUCUAGUGGCCUUUCUGUGGCUGCCAUUUUGCAUCCCAGCAGUAGGUACUGAGUUAAAUAGAGUUAGGGUUGCAAAUGGCUUAGGUGAAAGCAAGCCAUAGUGCUCUUUGAUUUUGGCACUUAUGUACACGUACAUACACGAUGUUGCUUUUGUCCUGUUUAAGCCUUAACUAUUUAACUCAAACUGUUGUUUUUAAGUCAGUGUGUUAACUGUACCUAACUACUAUUAUCUUGUAUGUUUUCUUUUCUAAUAUAAUGUACACUAAAGUAUAUCGUAUCUGUAUGUACAAGCUGCUUUUGUAUUUGCAAGCAGGUGACCUGUCUGCCCGCUCGAGCUGUCUUAGGAUUGGUCUUUCAGUCAGGUCUCCCCCUUUCUGCCUCCCUUUUCCUGAAGACUAAACAUGUCUGAUGUUGCACAAUCACGCUUUGAUUCUUCAGUCAGACUGACAUCUGUUUCCUCCUGCUUCACUGCCUUUUAUUACCCUGAUUCCUUUUAAAUCUCCCAGCUGAGAAUUGGAGUGUACGUGUGUGUUAUGUUUGUGUCGCUAUGCUGUAUCUGUAGGAAGUGUCAGCCAUUUCAGUCCCAAGGUUUGGGGAAAUUUAAUCAGGAAAAAAAGGGCCUGAUCCAAUUUAAAGCCCUUAAUUGUGAUGACUUGCAACAGCUUCCCUCGACAGACGGACCUUUGUGUAAAUACUGCAGUGUAAUAUAAAGUAUAUGAAGCCAUGCAUAACAGACAAUAUCAUAAUAUAAUGGGUGUUUCUAAGCUCCUUUGUGAGUGUAAAACACAAAUGGAGAAGAUUUAUUAAAAGUCAUAUUUGGUUUUUUGCUCAGUCGACAAUAUACUGUUAUAUAUUUGUAAUAUAAUAUUCCAAGGCAAUCCAAGUAAUGUGUGAAUAGAGUAAUAAUGUAUGGGCUUUAACACUUAAGCCCAAUAUUAAGGCACAGUCCUCCUCUUUUAUUUCAAACUAAAACAUUUGGACCUUUUUUUGGACUUUAACAGGAGCUUUAACUCCACAUGCAGAUGCCAUUUUUCCACAAACGUUUAACUCAUUAGAUUACAGCACAAGCUAAUUUAAAGCAGGUUUUAAGUGUCUUUGCACUGCAGUAAUUAAGUCUGCACACCACAGUCACUAACAAAACAUAAAUGUGUGUGCUGCUGAGAUCAAAUAAAGAAAAUUAUUAACUGAAGGUGAUGAAACAGCUUCAGGAGCAAAUAAAGUAACAUUUGUGGAUUAAAAAAAAAGAAAAUUGAGCCAUUUCUCUGUGACAUUUAAUUGACAUUUAAAAGUCCCAAUCUGAUCACAUGUGCAUGGUGCACAUAUUGCAUCAUUUCCUGUUUUUGUGUAAUGGUUAGAGCAGAUUUGCAGCUGUAUGUUCAAUAAAACAGUACACCAUGAAGGUAGUGUGCAGUAGAUUGAAAACAAGUUUUUCUGCACUGAUAUUUUCUGCACAUAAGAUGCUAUUCAUGCAGGGUUUUUUUUAAAGACGGAACUUCAAACUAUUUAUUCUUAUCUUAUUUGUACUUCUGCAGUUAUUAAUAUUAGUGCGCAGUCAGUAUGCAGACAGUUCGUCUUUGUCACAGAGGAGGGGGGCUUAUUAUUUUCAUAUCAUGGUUUAUGUUCACAAAACUCUUAUUGAACAAAGCAGCAAUAACAAAAGCUCCUACUGCUGUAGAAAGAUGAAUGUAUAAGUUGUUUGUUUUUAAUCUGAAAUGUUUUUAGCCAUAAUAUACUGGUACAGGCUCAUAUGCAUGGGGAGAGCUUUCUCUUUCUUUGUACCUUUAUCUUUGCAUUCUGCUCAUAUCUAUCUAUGAUAUAUAUGUCUGAGCAGAAUAGUACUCACAUCUCCAUGGCAACCACACUCUCACUGUGAAACCCAAUAGCACGUGAGAUGAGAUAAUGCGUGCACAUCAUUUCAGUUCAGAUAAGUGGUGUGAGUUUCUCAGGACUGAGGGGGCGGCUUGCCUAUAUGGGAUGGGUAUGAUGUUCACAUUCACUCACAAUAACAGGAGGGAUGAGCGAGUAAUAAUACGUAAAAUUAUUAACUACUAAACUAAGGGUAAUACACACAAACACGCAGUUAACGGUCUAAACAUUUAAACUGCAGCUUAUUGUCGAGUGUACAUCCAUGAAGGAUUGAAUGUGUGGUCGAGUCAAAGGAAAGACUCCAGUAGAGAACAGGAAAUGUUGUCCGACAGAAACAAAGUGAACCCAUUUUGACCUAAAUAUUUUAGGAAAAGUCCUGUGUAAGGGUUUAAAUUGGUCUAAUUAGCAUCCUUGCAUACUGUAGUUUGUAUGUGUUUGUAAAAGAUAUGAACAGUUUAUCCUGUUACUUCUCAUUGUUAUGUAGCUAGGCAAUACCAUGCAAAAAGACCACACAGACUAUUUAUAUUUGAAUUUAGAGGGUUGAAUGUGAUUUUAGUUGAUAUCCAGGUCUCUGCAUAUCCAAGAACAUUAAACAUAAGUCAGUAUGUGUUAUUCCUAAAGAUAAUAUUAUCUUCUCUGCUUUAUCCUUCAGUAUAUUUUCUAUUUAGCAUGCAUUCUGCAGUAUGUUUGGUUUAUAUUCUUAUUCAAGUAAAUUGUCUUUGCAUUUCUGUCAGGCUAUAACUUUACUGGUUUGAAAUCUUUUGUUAGUUUUUUUUUUUUUUUUUUUCACUCCAUAGCUGCGUCAUUAAUGGAAAAAGUUGGAACCAGUGCCUCCAGAUGAAGCUUUUUCUAGAUGUUUUGAGUUCUUUUUAAUAACCACAACAUCAGGCUUUAAAUUCAGUUUUUUGUUUUUUUGUUUUUUUUUUAAGUAAAUGCAUGAAACACAAAUUAAGUUUCAACGACAACUAAUGUGACAUCCAUCUUGCAUCCUGUCUUUUCUCUGAGCUCUUUCCAAGCAGUAAAAGUCAGUCCAAUGUGGACUAUUGUCUUUUCUCUUGCUCUGUCCCUUUUUUUUCCUUUUCUGCCUUUGAUGUUGUCUCUUGUGUUUGUUUUCUAAAUCCACCAUAGUGCGUGUUUAAAACAGCUAGUGUGUUGAUCUUCAGGUGUGAGGGUUACGGUUAGGCAGCUGUAACGUGAUGCCCCAAGCUUGAAAUAAAAGUUGUGAAAUGCUGUUCCUCGGCCACGGGAUGCAGCAGGGCUACAGUAGCUCCAGGAAUGUGCACGAUUGAUGUCAAUGUGCUGUUAAAAGCAGUCAGAAGCACAAAGUUUUAAGGUUGGAAACUUAUGUAGUGUUUUUUUUUAAAAACAAAAAAACAUGAUGCAUGCUUUCAUAUUUUGAAGAAAACUAUUAUAACUGCUCAUUACACCCUUGAACAUUUAAAAUGGCAAAAGUCAAACAUUUGUAAAGCUCUACUUCAUCACAUGAACCUUUGUUUUUAAUCAACUGCCUUUCUGCUACAGACUGGACAGACUGGUGGGGAGGUGCUCCAUCUGCCUGGUGAAAUGUUAAUUGUGGUCAAAUUGGCUGCAUGAUGGUGUUUCUCUUAGAUAUGCGGCUGCUUGUCUGCAUUUUUCCCUCUCUUGCAUUUCUUCAACUAAUUUUUCAUCCGGUGCUUCCAUCAUCUCGAUUGCUCUCACCUUCAUAUCAGUGAAAGCCGUGUUGAAGAUGCUUGUCUGUAUAAGGUGGAGUCUGAAGGUUCCUCUGUUCAAACACAUUGUUGGCUUGACCGUUUCAGUCGGUUUUCAUCAAGUAUGCCUCAUUUAUUUUAUUUCAUUAGUAUUUUGUAUCAGCUUUUUCUUUAAAACUACCAUUGCUAUGUACUACAGAGCUGUGUUAAACUACUGAAGACAAACUUUAUCAAGUCCAGGUUUGAGAGCGCUGAGGCCAUUUCCAGUUUGUUGGGAUUAUUGAAGCUCAUCACUUCGUAGACAGACAGACCUUGUGUGGUGUGGUGUUGUGAUGUGUUGUGUUGCUACAGUGACUUGGCCUCUGCAAAACAUUUUCAUUUCUCAGCCAGUAGAACAAAUGCAUCAUUUGGGCUAGACAUAGAAAGUCUGUUCUGUUUAUUUUCAGAUCAGAUUGUUCAAAUUUAAACUCUUUGUUCAGAUAUGUUUGCAUUUCCUCUGGUUUUCUUCAUUUUCUUUAUUGUAGAAACUUAAAAUGGCCACUCACGAAUAAGAAGCAGGACCAGAAGAAUAAGACCAGAUAUUUUAUUGCAUUUUCCACUUUUUUGCAUGUUUUUUUGUAUAAAAAUAUGUUUGUUACUGGAUUUGAAGCACUUUUCCCUUUACUCUGUCUGCGAUCACUCAGUUUUUUCCCCAAGGACCCACCGCACAAGACAAGAAUUUCCCCAACAUGUCUGCUAACUUGACAGAUGCUUCUCUAAAUUUUCUCCACCUUGCACCUAAAAAAAAGGUGCAGUUGCAAGAGAACUUGCACUAAACAUUUGGACUGAAUUCAGUAACUUGCAUUUCUCCCUGUAAAAAUGUCACAAAGUCCAUAUUUCUAAAAUGUGGGGAUUAAACGACUCACAUCAGCUCAUGUAACAACAUCCCAGAUGUAUUUUCGGUCAGAAUUUUCACCUUUGUUGGUGCUUUCUUUGUGUGCUUGCUUCAGUGUUUUGUUGCAUCUGUCAUCAGUCUGAAACCAUCAUGCUCCCUCCACCAUGCUUAACAGUGAGAUCAUUGCAAUACAGUGUAUCAUACUGUGAUAUUAGAAAAAAAAAAUAUUGAUCACAUUGAUGGCAGAUGUUACCUGGUUGCUUUUACAAUAGCUUUUAAUCAUCAGCCUACAGUGUUGUGUUUCAUGGGAAGCAGUGGUUGCUGUUAUAGUAAAGGUGACUUGUUUUUGGACGAGUCCCGUCGCCUUCUCUUUGGCUCAGAGACAUUUGAGAUGGUGUAGGAGUGAGUGUUGCACUUGUACUCAUGGAGGUGUUUUGGCUAAUCUGUCAGUAUGACUUAAAUUGUUUCAGACUGCUAUCAUCUCAAAAUCUUGGUAAUUCCAUAUAGUUUCUGAAUUUCAUCGUGCAGCUGGUUGUCUGCAAUAAUGUGCAAGAAACUGUGGGUAAAAGCAUAUUUUAAGCGUCUUCCUGUUGGCGUUCAGACUCUGCUAAUUAGGUGGAGAUGUGUCUUUAUGACAACCAUUUUGUGUCCACAUCUUGAUUAAUGCUUUCUCACUAAUUCUAUUUUCCCUUGAUUGCUGUGAUGCUGAUAACGAGUGUGUGUUUGUUUCUCUAAAAAUGGGCUACUGGCAGGUUAGGUCGGGCUAAAAAAAACUGAAAACUCCAGCUGCCUUCAGCUGCCCAACCUGCAGUGAUUUAUCUUUUUUUUUUUUUUGGCUUUCUUUUCUGUCUGCUCAGUGAAGUGUUGGUUAUGUCUGCUAGACUCCUGCAUGUUGCAGGCACCUGUAGAGCUGUCACACACACACACUCCAACACAAUGGAAACAUGUGAACUUGCAGACAGGUUUAAAACUAAAGUUCAGCUCUUUAUAAUUUAUUAAGCUCAUUAUUUCCAUUUUAUUGUCUCUCAUGUGGAGUGAAUCGUCCCUCUGCUUCAGUGUCAGCUGAGGAAAUGAUCAUAUUUAUCAAAGGUCAGCUGAGAGAUGUGAUUCUUGCCUCCUUACUAAACACAUUUAUCACAGCAGUCUAGCUGCAAAUGACACAUUAGGAUGCAGCUUAGUCAUGGCAGCUUCAAGUGUGGCUUUGUGCAGAACAAUCCUACUUACCGAUCUGAGCAGAAGCCAGUAAUGUUGAGUAUUUGUUUCUACUAAAGAUUUCUAAAUUCACAACAGUCAUCUCAAGGCACUUUAUAGACAUAAUCAAUUCAAGCCAAUUAAACAAAUCCACAUUAGUCCGAUUUAUAAUCGCUGUGCUCAUAUAAGCCAUUUCAUUAAAAAAAUGCCCUAGCUAAGGAGAGGACCUGAAAGAGGAAUCAACAGGAACAAAAACUUUUAGCCAGGGAGAGAAAAAGAGAAAUGAAGAGAAGCUAAAACUAGAGAAAUAUGAUCUCUCGUACUACUUCUCCUCAGGACUCUCCCUGCAGCAUUUCAGGACAUGUUUGGUACAGCCCAAUAAGGAAUUGCAACUGUCAAAUCUUGAAGUAACAAAUACAUGGACUAGAUUUUCUGCAGCACUCUGUGACAGGUUGUCCCUUAUUUUAGCAAUAUUACAUAUUUUAAAGGCUUAAGAAUUUAUACUGAACUUUUUAUUUUUUUUUAGAUUUGCUGUGUGUGUAUAUAUAUAUAUAUAUAUAUAUAUAUAUAUAUAUAUAUAUAUAUAUAUAUAUGCAGAUUAUUCGGUUGCUUGCAUGAAUCUUUCGAAAAUUUGAGUGUUUUCUGCAGCAGGACUGUGAAAUUUAUUCAAAAUAAACAGCAGGGUUUGUGUAUCAUUUUUUGUUUGUUUUUUUAAGCCCCUCCUGCAGCUUGAUGCUCAAAAAGAUGCACUGAAGUUAAAUGGAAGUAAAGCUGAAUUCAUCACUGGUUUUUGUAUUUUUGCACCAAAAAAACAUAACAAACACCCCAUUUGGCUUACUUUCUGUGUUGGAAGAUGCACAAAAAAAAAGAAGUGGGAAUGGCUUAACAUGUAAACAAUCUGUAGAUUACACCUUCUGCUCCUGGGAUGCUGGAAAAAAAAAGGGCAUCUUUCCAUUCAUCUCCCUCCUUUUCUGUCUACUGCCUGUAACUUGUUUACAUUUAGUACCCAUUUCAGCCGGUGCUGCAUUCAAACCAUACAACACUGUAGUUACCCCCAGCUUCUGAUAGACGUGUAUAUAUAAAUAUGUAAGUGUAUAUACCACACAUCUGCAAUAAGUUUAGCACACUACAGCAUGAUUGAGGUCUGACAGAUUCCAGGGAUUAGUUGGCUCUUCAAAAGCUUUAAAAUUAGGUUUGUGCAUUAACAAGAGCCACCUGAAUGCACCAUUAGUGCUUUGUGAUGCUUAGAGAGGCUGAGUUUAGGGGAAGUUGACCUGCCGUCUGACUUGAAAAUGAAAAGAGAUUUGAAAACAUUGAAAGUGACACUUCAGUCUGUUGUUAUUUGUUCUUUAAAGUUUGGACUGAUCGAUAAAUCAUUAUAUCUUGACUCUUUGAGCUACCAAAUGUAUGAUGUCAUAAUGGGGGGAAAAAAGGGGGCUCGUUCCCAGAAAUGAACUGCACAAUGAUGCACUCAAAAUCUUGCAUUGCUCUGAUCUUUCUCUGUCUGAGAAGCAGCUGCAGUUUGGACCCCAGAUUUAAUAAACUGUGUUGAUGAGGCUCAUUUUGCGGCGUCCCAUGGUACAAACUUUCUUUCUUCUUGGAGAAUGCUUGUUUAUAGCAGAAUAGAAAAUGUGAUGUCUUGCGUAGCUGCGUUUUGUAGAACUGACGCAGCUAAAUAGGUUUAAGUUAAAAAUCAGGGCGUUUCUGUUGUGUAGAUGGUUUUCUCUCCACUUCAGGACAUCUGCCAUUGUUCUUAUAUAAAUCCUGCAUAUUACACAUGUUGAACUUUGCAAUAGUUGGUGUGUUGACCACAGCUUUGCAAUACUUUAAUUUUUCAGAUUUUUCACCCAUUCAAUGAUUGUACAUACUUUUAGAUUUGCUGUGUUUAUUGCUCUGGCUUUACAUGUUUUGUUUUCCUCUGAACUGUAGAUUUUGCUAAAUUUUAUAUUUCACUGAUAUUUUACUGUGAAUAAAGCAUUUCUACAGCCGUUUUAGCAUGCCUACAUACAGCUGUAUAGAACUUGUUUUCAGUAGUUAAUAAUUUGCUAGACUGAGAAAAAAAAACAGCAAACACUUAUUUUAUUUAUUUUUUCAUUGUGUAUUUAUAGAUAUCCUUUUUGAAAAAUUAUAUAUUUCUUUUCUCUUAUUUAGAGCUGAAGUUGUCUUUUACAUUCCUAAAUAAAAUGUGGGCUGACGCGCA